This is a messenger RNA of Bufo bufo (common toad), 1473 nucleotides long. RefSeq names its product isoaspartyl peptidase/L-asparaginase-like. The record is from RefSeq and is a predicted model, not a curated record. The coding region runs from base 264 to 1223 and encodes 319 amino acids. NCBI's taxonomy places the organism in Eukaryota, Metazoa, Chordata, Amphibia, Anura, Bufonidae. Gene Ontology annotation, molecular function: asparaginase activity. The transcript is spliced from 8 exons.
GCUGCCCACCCACUGUAACCGGCAUAAAGAGUAAAGCUUGCUUGCCGUGCUUAAUUCAUUUUCUUAAUCACUAUAGAUAAAUAUUGAGAAGAGAAGGUGCACAAAGAAUCAGCAGUCUGUCAGUACUCCCCAGUGCCCUCCUUCAUCCUGUCUAGCUGAGAUCACAGCCAGUUGAAAAGAGUAAGGAAGGCUGCUUAAACCUUUCAUAUUUUGGACUGAUUAACACCUACAGAUGAUGAAAAUCUAAGCUUUUAACAAAGACUAUGAUCACAAUGCACAGUAAAAUGAAUAUAAAGCCAGUCAUUGUAGUCCAUGGUGGUGCAUGGGCAAUACCAGAUGAUCUCGCAGACAGCAGCAAAAUGGGUGUUAAAAAUGCUGCAACUUUUGCUUUUUCAAUACUCGCUAAUGGUGGGAGUUCUCUGAAAGCCGUAGAAGCUGCUGUUCGGACCCUAGAAGACAACAUGGCAUUUGAUGCAGGUCAUGGGGCUGUGUUGAAUGCGGACGGUGAUGUGGAACUUGAUGCAAUUAUAAUGGAUGGCAAAAAUCUUGCUGUAGGUGCAGUUUCCUGCAUCAAGAAUAUUGCUAACCCUGUCAUGUUUGCACGCGCCAUCAUGGAGCAGACUCCACAUCUUAUGCUAACUGGAAUUGGAGCAAAUAAAUUUGCUGAAAAGAUGAGAAUUGAAAAAGUCCCAACAGAGGAACUGGUAACAGAAAAUGCUGUGAAGGAAUGGGAAAAAUUCCAGAAAUAUAAGCAAAGCGUUACAAGUCUUUUUAAUACCGAAAAGAUGCAUGAUACUGUUGGUGCUGUAGCAAUUGAUUCAAAGGGCAACAUAUCCUGUGCUACAUCAACUGGUGGCAUAACAAAUAAAAUGGUUGGACGGGUUGGAGACAGCCCAAUCAUAGGUUCUGGAGCAUAUGCAGACAAUUUUAUUGGGGCUGUGUCUACAACCGGCCAUGGAGAGUCUAUCAUGAAAGUUACACUUGCAAGACAAGUACUUUUCAACAUGGAAAAAGGUGAGACUCCACAGAGUGCUGCAGAACAUGCUCUGGAAUACAUGAAGAACAAGGUACAUGGCAGAGGAGGACUAAUAGUUGUCAGCAAGUCUGGCGAAUGGGCGGCAAAAUUUACCACAAAAAGAAUGGCAUGGGCUAGUGUUGAAAACAAUAUAUUAACCUAUGGACUCAAUCCUGGAGAAAAUCUUCAAGAAAUAUUAGACCUGUGAACAUACAAAGUGAAAUAAUGCUAAUAAUAAUGUAUUGUUAUUGACAUGCACAUUGGAAACAUAUAUGUCCCAAUGAUGACUCAAACCCUCCCAUUAGCUUUAUCUAUCAUAUAUUGUAGAAUCCAUUUUUGUUAUUUUCUGUAUGUAGUAGGCUUAUGCAACUUUAACAGAAUUUUAGUAUUUUAUAGCAACAUUAAUAGAGUUCAAUUGAAGGCGGCAUCAGUCAUCGGAGUAUGCUGUCCUAUGUAAA